Molecule: messenger RNA, 639 nt
Organism: Sporisorium graminicola
Lineage: Eukaryota; Fungi; Basidiomycota; Ustilaginomycetes; Ustilaginales; Ustilaginaceae
Exons: 1
Coding region: 1-639 (212 amino acids)
Source: RefSeq, a predicted model, not a curated record
AUGUCGAGCGCACCACCCUCGCCCACUACGCUACCACCCCCGCCGUACACCGAACUCGCUCCGGCGUCCAAAGCGGAACCACCCGCACGGUCAACAUCGUCAUCGUCCUCGUCCUCGUCCUCGUCGGCGAUUGCUACGCCACUGCCGUCGUACACGUCGUCGCCCGUGCUCCGCGCCACCCCUGCAACCACAGCGCCGUUCACACCGCUAAAGCUGUCCACCCCCACCCCCAUCCCCACGACUACCUCACACCCUAGCGGCAGCACCCCUACCGCUGCGGGCGCGGGACAUACGGCACACGCGCUCACCCGAACUGUUGCACUCACGUUGGUCGCCUGCUUGGGCCCUACGGCGGUCGACACCCUCUGGCUCGCACUCCUCAAUGCAGCCGGCAUGCUGCUGACGCUCGUCCAGCUCCCGUCGGCGCUUGUCCUCGCCGUGGAGUCUCACACCGCUGCCCACAUGGGCCUGCGACAGGGCGCGGGUAAGGCCGGCGUGCAAGGCAAGCAGGGCUCGGGCACGGGCGUGCCGGCAGGGCCAGUCGACGAGGGCUGGAUGAUGCUGUUCACCGGCAUCAUGUGGGACUGCCAUGACUGGUUGGAGGAGGCAGAGCUCGAGCCUCCGUCACAUUGGGUGUGA